Messenger RNA from Hippocampus zosterae (dwarf seahorse), 1645 nucleotides. RefSeq names its product CDK5 regulatory subunit associated protein 3 (gene cdk5rap3). Gene Ontology annotation, cellular component: endomembrane system. The record is from RefSeq and is a predicted model, not a curated record. The coding region runs from base 133 to 1608 and encodes 491 amino acids. Lineage: Eukaryota; Metazoa; Chordata; Actinopteri; Syngnathiformes; Syngnathidae. Gene Ontology annotation, biological process: regulation of mitotic cell cycle; regulation of cyclin-dependent protein serine/threonine kinase activity. The transcript has 14 exons.
GUAACAUCGCCUUUUCCUAUUGGUCGGUACACUCGUAACGUGUCACAACCGGAUGAGUACCUCACUACAGAAAGCCUUCAAAUGAACAUGGAAUAAAGCCUUAAACAGGAUUUAACAGAAGAACAAGUCAUCAUGGAGCAGAACAUACAGCACAUCCCAAUCGACAUUCAGACCAGCAAACUUUUGGACUGGCUCAUAGAUCGGCGUCACUGCAAUCUAAAGUGGCAGAAUGCCAUCAAAGGGAUCCGAGAGAAGAUCAACGCCGCCAUACAGGACAUGCCAGAGAAUGAGGAGAUAAAGGAGCUCCUCUCAGGCUCCUACAUUCACUACUUCCACUGCUUAAGAAUCGUGGAGAUCCUGAAGGGGACGGAACAGUCAUCCAAAAACAUCUUUGGCAACUAUUCCUCGCAGAGGAUGAAGGACUGGCAAGAGAUUGUGCACCUGUACCAGGCAGAUAACAUCUAUUUAGCUGAAAUGGCCAGUCUGCUAAGUCGCAACGUAAGCUACGAGGGCCCGGCUCUGAGAAAGCAGCUGGCCAAAGUCAAGCAGCUGCAGCAGGACAUGAGCAGACGGGAGGUGGAGUGCCAGAGCUCGGCCGCUGACAUGCGUGAGCACUACUACGCCGCCUGCAAGCAGUACGGCAUCAAGGGAGACAACGUUCCUCGUGAGCUGCAGGCUCUGGUCAAAGAUCUCCCGGAUGUUCUUGACAAAGUGGGGACAGACGCCGCCAGGCUUGAAGAGAAAAUCCAACUUUACACCGCUUUCACCAACUUUGUAUGUGAGUGGUCGCAUCCGGUUCUUCCUAUUUUGACGUUUGCGCAGAAGAGAGGCAACGCCACCUUCUACGAGUGGAGGACUGGGAAGGUUCCCACGGCGGUGGAGAGGCCGCAUGUGGAGGAGACGCCUGUUGAAGUGCCGGCGGAGGACACGAUUGACUGGGGGGACUUCAGCACUCAGGAGCCGAGCUCAGAAAUCACAGUAGACGACGGGAUCGACUGGGGCAUCACUGAGGGUGGCGGCGAUACCAUCGAUGUCGCUCCCGUUGAGAUUGAGAUUGUACAAGCAGGCACACAUUGUCCCGAGGGCGUGGCGAAGGGCAACGAUGCCUUGAGCUUGCUGGAGAACGCUAAAUCCCGCAGCCAGUUCAUUGAUGAACUCAUGGAGCUGGAAACGUUCCUCAGCCAGCGCCUCACCGAGAUGGACCAAGAGAGCGACGUGGUGGCCAUAAGUCAGUUCCAGUCGGCGCCGCGGGUCAUCCAGAUCCAGAGCAGCGAGCACAUCAGAGGCAUGCUGUCAGAGGUUCAGGACCUGCUGGGCCGUCUCACGUCGCUCCGGAUGCAGCACCUCUUCAUGAUCCUGGCCUCACCGCGCUAUGUGGAGCGCUUGACAGAGGUGCUAAGCCAGAAAAUGAAGCAGGCCGACAUUCUGGAGCUGAAGGCCAUCAGCAUGGUGGAGAAGAGGCGGGAAGCCUUGGAGGAGCAGUCCAGGCUAGAGCCUCGAGUCGACCUGUUGGUAGAACGCACACAGGAGCUCAAAAAAAUGAUUGAAAGUGACAUUUCCAAGCGCUACAACAACCGACCAGUCAACCUGAUGGGCGUCAUGAUAUAGUAAGGUUAACCAGGACAUAAAAGGUUUUGUCAUUUAA